AUGACUUCUUCAAGAAGAGGUAUAAAUGAUUAUUUUGACGAAGAAGGUUCGCUUUCGAAUUCUAAUUCCCUGCCAGAAGAUUUGCUUGAAGGAAAUUUUUUCUAUAGUUCUGACACCAGUGCAUUGCUUGCAGUGACUGAUCAAGAAGAUGAAUCUGGUAGCGCAAUGAAGGUUAUAGUUCCACAGACUGCACUCCAAAAACACGUCCCAGGCCCAAGACCUAAAUUCCAAAAACAAUUCCCAAGUCAAGGACUUGAAUCACCCAAGGUUGCAAACGAGAUGGAUAUGGCAGAUGCAGAGAAUCCACCAGAAGAGCCUGUUUCGAGAGUCUCAAACCCGCAGUACCAGCACCCGAGAACACUAAAAAAAUCGGUGACAAAGCUUGGUGCGGUCCUUGUCAAAACAGAACCGAAUGGUCUCAUGGAAGCAUGUGCUAGAUGUGGUAGCCUUGACCACUGCGUUAGCUUCUGCCCUCGCCUUACCUGGAACGGAAAGAAGCCGGUGAAAAUCAAGGACCUAUACUUUUUCUUGGUCACUUCUCGUCAGGGUCUGCCACCAGCAAUUUCUGAGGUAGAUCCCCGCGUGAUUGAUCGAGAAAGAUGGGAAAAAGAGGUCGAGUAUCCACAGACUCCAGCGCUUGCAAGACAUCGCAGAGAGGGAGUCUUAAAUGGUACACUGCCCGGAAGACUCGAUCUCAACCUUUGGAACGAAUUGGACGUCAACACUGGUCUGAGUUUGGGUCUUCAAAUUCAUCCUGAUCAUGUCCCUGGUGGCCAGCAUAGAUGUUGCGAUGCUGUAUGGUACCAUCCUUCGCAAACUCAAGAGAAUACUGGCUCAACAUCACAAGCCGAGCAGCCAAGCAGAAAAAGCAAAGCUGGCAAAUAUACUACAGACUCAGUUCUCCAUGGUACAAUGGGUGGCAGAAUUGCCAAGAUUCCACGUCGGGAAACUCAAGCUCGUGGUGGAGACCGUGGUGGUGAAGAAAGCGAUCGCGGUGGAGGCUUUGGUCAUGGAAGAGAAGCUGCACCACGAGGCAGUGGUAACUUCGAUGGGUUUGAUCAGACGCAGCGUCCACAUCUUCCGUCCCUUUCCUCUCAAAAGAAGUUCGAUUUCUUGCUGGGCGAGUUUGAUCGGCAACAAACAAGAGAACGGCACAACAUGCUGAACAGGUUUGAGGCAACGCAGAAGGAGAGACAUAGCAUAUUUGUGAGCGAGAUCAUCGACCGCAUACAGGGUACAUUUGGUGAAGUUCGUGGUGCUACAUCUGGACUGGAUGCCGAUUUAAGACGUGGUGAAAAUCAUGGCUUGGAAUAUCCUGGGCAUCUACCAUCACACAGUGGGAGUGAUGCACCUGUCAAUCGUCAUCAUCUCAGAAGAGGGUCGCUCACUCCAGAGCGUCUUACACACGGCUUGCAAUCAGGGAAUCAAGCACAUGGACAAGAUGCAUAUACUCUACCUGCUGGGACGCAAUCUUUCGCAUCUAGGCUACGAGAUAUACCGCACCAGAAUCGCGAAAAUCCAGGAGGUGCCCCAAACCAGCAGUGA
This is a messenger RNA of Botrytis byssoidea, 1545 nucleotides long. RefSeq lists its product as uncharacterized. Bases 1 to 1545 code for a protein of 514 amino acids. The record is from RefSeq and is a predicted model, not a curated record. The transcript is spliced from 2 exons. NCBI's taxonomy places the organism in Eukaryota, Fungi, Ascomycota, Leotiomycetes, Helotiales, Sclerotiniaceae.